Molecule: messenger RNA, 960 nt
Organism: Necator americanus (New World hookworm)
Lineage: Eukaryota; Metazoa; Nematoda; Chromadorea; Rhabditida; Ancylostomatidae
Exons: 1
Coding region: 1-960 (319 amino acids)
Source: RefSeq, a predicted model, not a curated record
AUGGGAUCGGACCAUCGAAUCCUCCGAGGAAGAUUUUCCUUCACAAGGAGAGCAGAAAAAGCCGCCAAGUUCAGAGAGAGAAAUCCCAGGACUAUCAUCAACUGGGAUCUUUUCGCUACGCUAGCCGGCUUUUGGGAAGAUUCCGCGAUGGUCAACAUCGACGAGGAAUAUGACCGGCUUGUUGAACACCUUCACGACUGCGCGAAAAAGGCUGAGAGUUUUAAAACCACCAAGAGGCGCCUGUCUCUUGAAACUCUUGAGCUGGUACGCCAGCGUGGAGCAGCACGAGCCGCACGGAACCAAGAACUCACGUCCGAGCUCGCAAGGCUUUGCAGAGAGGCGAUAAAGGAAGACCUUAAAGAGAGAAGAGCAGAAGUGCUGGCUGAAGCUGCAGAGGCGGGGAAAAACAUCGGCUAUGCCCGUCGAGACUUCGCCAGUCGCAAGACGAGGAUGACUGCUCUCCGGAACCCAAAGGGAACAGCAAUUGCAUCGAGAAGGGGGAUGGAGAAAAUCAUCUACGACUUCUACUCUGAUCUCUUCGACAGCCAUGUCCACUUGCCUCCUCACCAUCUGAGGGAAGAUGGACAAGUCAUUCCAGAGGUUCUCCCGUCCGAAAUACGACAUGCUAUCAUGUCGGUAAGAAAUCGUACGGCACCCGGUCCCGACAGAAAAAGACCAGAACACCUGAAGAGCCUUCCGCCAGUACUCAUCAACACCCUGGCGAGGCUCUUUACACGGUAUCUGUCGGAAUGCAAGGUUCCUAAACAGUGGAAGACCAGCAAGACCAUGUUGUUGUAUAAAAAGGGAGAUCCACAUGACAUCGGCAACUAUCGUCCAAUCUGCCUACUGUCCGUCAUCUACAAGCUCUUUACAAGAGUAAUCCUUAAUAGCAGUCUGAAAAAGUCUUGGAUGAAGGGCAGCCAUGCGAGUAAGCAGGGUUUCGAAAAGGAUUCAGCAUGA